AGGCGGCCGCGCGCCGAGGCGCCUGCUCAGUGCGGGAGGCGGCGCGCGAGGGGCGGCGACGGCCGCGGGCGCUCAAGCAUGGCGGCAGCGGCGCUGGGCAGCUCUUCGGGCUCCGCGUCGCCGGCCGUGGCCGAGCUCUGCCAGAACACCCCAGAGACCUUUCUGGAGGCUUCCAAGCUGUUGCUCACCUACGCGGACAACAUCCUCAGAAAUCCUAACGAUGAAAAAUAUAGAUCUAUCCGGAUUGGAAACACAGCUUUUUCUACUAGACUCUUGCCCGUCAGAGGAGCCGUUGAAUGUUUAUUUGAAAUGGGCUUUGAAGAGGGAGAAACACAUCUUAUCUUUCCUAAAAAAGCUUCAGUGGAGCAGCUGCAAAAAAUUCGUGACCUGAUUGCCAUAGAGAGAAGUAGCAGAUUAGAUGGAUCAAAUAAGAGCCACAAAGUAGAAUUACCUCAGCAACCUGCAACCAGUACCCCGCUUCCUACAACACAGUCUUCAAAUCCUAAUGGGUUAACCCAGCAUGCAGGGAACAGUGAAGGGCAGUCAUCAAAUCCGCUGUCUGCUCCAAUGGUUACUGCUGAUUCAGUCAUUUUGAAAGUUCUUCAGUCCAACAUUCAGCAUGUGCUGGUGUAUGAGAACCUUGCUCUCCAGAAGAAAGCAUUGGCUUGUAUUCCAGUCCAAGAACUAAAAAGGAGAUCGCAAGAAAAUUUAUCUAGAGCUAGAAAAUUGGAUAAAGGUACUAAUGUAAGUGAAGAGGAUUUUCUUUUGCUGGAGCUUUUACACUGGUUUAAGGAAGAAUUUUUUCAAUGGGUGAAUGACAUUUUGUGCAGCAAAUGUGGUGGCCAGACUAAGUCUAGAGGUGAAUCAUUAUUCCCCAAUGAGGAUGAGCUGAAGUGGGGUGCGAACAGAGUAGAAGAUCAUUACUGUGAUGCAUGCCAGUUCAGCACUCGAUUCCCAAGGUAUAAUAACCCCGAGAAGCUUUUGGAAACAAGAUGUGGACGGUGUGGCGAGUGGGCCAAUUGUUUUACACUGUGCUGCCGAGCCUUAGGGUUUGAAGCUCGCUAUGUUUGGGAUUACACAGACCAUGUCUGGACGGAAGUCUUUUCUCCUUCUCAGCAGCGGUGGCUGCACUGUGAUGCAUGUGAAGCUGUCUGUGACAAACCACUCCUUUAUGAAAUAGGGUGGGGCAAGAAGCUUUCCUAUGUCAUAGCAUUUUCUAAAGAUGAGGUGGUUGAUGUCACUUGGCGAUAUUCUUGUAAACAUGAAGAGGUAAUCUCCAGAAGAACUAAGGUUAAAGAAGACUUACUUCGAGAAACUAUUAAUGGACUUAAUAAGCAGAGGCAAAUAUCUUUGUCAGAAAACAGAAGAAAAGAACUUCUCCAGAGGAUAAUUGUGGAGCUUGUUGAGUUUAUAUCUCCCAAAACCCCUAAACCUGGAGAACUUGGUGGAAGAAUAUCUGGGUCAGUGGCUUGGAGAGUAGCCCGAGGUGAAAUGGGUCUACAGAGAAAAGAAACCCUGUUCAUCCCCUCUGAAAAUGAGAAGAUUUCUAAAGAGCUCCACCUUUGUUAUAAUAUUGUGAAAGAUCAUUAUGUCCGAGUUUCAGAUAAUAAUCAAACCAUUUCUGGAUGGGAGAAUGGUGUGUGGAAAAUGGAAUCCAUAUUCAGAAAAGUUGAAACAGACUGGAACAUGGUGUAUUUAGCCCGACAGGAAGGAUCAUCUUACGCUUAUAUUUCCUGGAAGUUUGAGUGUGGGUCAGUUGGCCUAAAAGUAGAUGGCAUUUCCAUUAGAACAAGUAGUCAAACCUUUCAGACUGGAACAAUACAGUGGAAAUUGCGAUCUGAUACAGCAGAAGUAGAACUGACAGGCGAUAAAACUCUUCGCUCCUAUCAUGAUUUUUCUGGUGCCAGUGAAGUUAUUUUGGAAGCAGAAUUAAGCAAAGGAGAUGGUGUUCUUGCUUGGCAACACACACAGCUUUUUAGACAAAGCUUAAAUGACCAUGAAGAAAAUUGUUUGGAGAUAAUUGUAAAAUUCAGUGACCUUUGAGAACCUAAACAUUAUGGAAAAGCUGGCAAUAAUCAAGGACUUAACCAUGUUCUAAAGUAGUCUUUUGGUUCAGUGCAUGCUUAGUUGGCAAUUUACUGCCCUCUGCUAGCAUAUUUCUUUUGCUGGCUAUCCAUCAUGUAAUCCUCAUGAAAAUAUAUCUUUAUACUAUGGACCAUAAUGAAACCUGGAAUUAAAAGCUCCCUUCCAUAUGUGACUAUAAUUUGGAGUAAAGUCUUAUUGACCCAAUAUGCGAUUUUAAUCUAAAAACUGUAAGUAUAGUUUUAAAAGUAAAAUGAAGGUAUUCAUGAUUAAGUGCUAUUCAUCAUUAUGGUAAAAUCUUAUGCUAAUAAUAGUAAUUUGACAUUUUCUGAUCAGCCAUUAAUUUCUUCGUAAGUAAUUGAAUUAGAUUUCCUAAGAUUUUUAAUUUUUAAUAAAUGUGAAAGUGUAGUAUCUCAUAAGUUAUAAUGCAUGAAAAUUUUUAUGAUUGUAAAUACAUAGGCAUUUAAGAAAUAAAAUGAAUUAUUUUGCCUUA
Molecule: messenger RNA, 2575 nt
Organism: Ceratotherium simum simum (southern white rhinoceros)
Lineage: Eukaryota; Metazoa; Chordata; Mammalia; Perissodactyla; Rhinocerotidae
Gene: NGLY1
Product: N-glycanase 1
Biological process (GO): glycoprotein catabolic process; protein deglycosylation
Cellular component (GO): cytoplasm; cytosol; nucleus
Molecular function (GO): peptide-N4-(N-acetyl-beta-glucosaminyl)asparagine amidase activity
Source: RefSeq, a predicted model, not a curated record